Messenger RNA from Staurois parvus, 458 nucleotides. The record is from the annotation of a GenBank genome assembly. NCBI's taxonomy places the organism in Eukaryota, Metazoa, Chordata, Amphibia, Anura, Ranidae.
UGUGAAAGAAUGGGUCGCUCUCAGGAGCUCAGUGAAUUCAAGCAUGGUACCAUGAUAGGCUGCCACUUGUGUAAUAAGUCCAUCCGCAAAAUUUCCUUGCUACUGUGGUCAACUGCUAGUGGUAUUAUAACAAAGCGGAAGCAACUGGGAACAACAGCAACUCAGCCACAAAGUGGUAGGCCAUGUAAACUGACAGACCGGGGUCAGCACAUGCUAAAGCGCUUAGUGCGCAGAAGUCGCCAACUGAAUGCAGAGUCAAUAGCUAAAGACCUCCAAACUUUGUGUGGCCUUCAGAUUAGCACAAUAAUGCGUAGAGAAUUGGUUUUCAUGGCUGAGCAACUGCAUCCAAGUCUUACAUCGCCAAGUGCAGUGCAAAGCGUAGGCUGCAAUGGUGUAAAGCAGAGUAGUGGAGACUAGAACGAUACUUGUCUGACUGCAUUGUGCCAAGUGUAAGGUUU